Molecule: messenger RNA, 427 nt
Organism: Tachyglossus aculeatus (Australian echidna)
Lineage: Eukaryota; Metazoa; Chordata; Mammalia; Monotremata; Tachyglossidae
Gene: MRPL52
Product: mitochondrial ribosomal protein L52
Exons: 5
Coding region: 41-409 (122 amino acids)
Biological process (GO): mitochondrial translation
Cellular component (GO): mitochondrial large ribosomal subunit
Molecular function (GO): structural constituent of ribosome
Source: RefSeq, a predicted model, not a curated record
CGUACAGGCUCCUUGUCUCCCUGCCCACCGCAGUCCCAGCAUGGCGGGCCUUGGGGCCCUGCGCUUGGGUGUCCGAAGUUUGCACUGUGGCGCGGCGAUCCAGGCUGGAAGCAAGUGGAGGCUGCAGCAGGGUCUCCCCGCCAGCCCUUCGGACUACGGACCCCUCACAGAGCUGCCGGACUGGUCCUUUGCAGAUGGACGCCCCGCACCCAUGAUGAAGCGUCAGUGUAAUCGCCUGAAAAACAGAGAGAUGUUUGCGAGGCGUGUGGUGCUCCUGUCUCAAGAAAUGGACGCUGGGAUGGAGACUUGGAAGCAGAAGCAGGAGGAGAAGUACCAGGAAAAGAAACUGAAGCAAGAAAGCCGCCUCAAACCCAAGGGCAGGGUGGGGAAGACCCCACACCCCAAUUAAUAAAUCUGUUACCCCCUC